Messenger RNA from Acipenser ruthenus (sterlet), 3066 nucleotides. RefSeq names its product zinc finger protein 583-like. Bases 292 to 1407 code for a protein of 371 amino acids. Gene Ontology annotation, molecular function: DNA-binding transcription factor activity, RNA polymerase II-specific; RNA polymerase II cis-regulatory region sequence-specific DNA binding. Lineage: Eukaryota; Metazoa; Chordata; Actinopteri; Acipenseriformes; Acipenseridae. The transcript has 3 exons. Gene Ontology annotation, biological process: regulation of transcription by RNA polymerase II. The record is from RefSeq and is a predicted model, not a curated record.
CUUCAUUUCAUUACAGGAAAUAGAAGCGUUUGUUUUGUUUAUGCUGGAGAGAGAGCUGCAGUCUUUGCUGAUUUUAAAGCAUUAAUUUGUAUAACCUGCUGUUUAUGUAUUUAGUUUGGGUAAAACUGCUUCUUAAGUAUUUAUAUAUUUUCAAAAAAGUAAUUCUGAAACACAGGGUCUUUUACUGAGAAAACGAGCGAGCUUUAAUUUCUAUCAGAACUCUGCAGGAUUCUGAAUCACAAAAGUUACUCCUUGCAAAGUAAGACCAGUUUAAAACUGAAACCAGUGAAGAUGGAGGUCAGUGUCUCCGUGUCGUUCUUUCAAGACGAGCUCGCCUCUACCAUCGAGCACGCAGUGAAAGCGGCUGUAGACACCGUCUUGUGCCAAAUCACAAAAGUUGUCGGCGGCAAAUUCACUGAAUUCCGAAUGGAAAUGGCUGGAAAGGAGAAAGAGAAUGAAAGUCUGAAGCUGAGAUUGGAAAUAUCAGAGAGCGAGUUGAAAGCAGUGCGGGAAUGCAUGAACGCUGCAGAUGCAGACAUUAAACAACCUCUCAGAAACAUGAACCCCGACUGCAAUGAACAAGACUUUCAGAGGAGCGAGAACCAGGGGUUAUUUCAAGAUCCCAAAGAGAGCUGUGCUACACCUGAAUCUCAAGCGCAGGAGGGUCCAAGGAUAGAAGCAGUUUACACACAAGAGGAGUCCUUUGAUCAGGAGUGGUGUGCAAGUCUAAAGCAGGUUACAGGGCUGACAUGUGUUAAAGAUGAAGAGGUCCCUCGACUGGAAUGUGUUCCUAUUAAAGAAGAAUUCAUAGAACAGGAAUGUGUCCCCAUCGCAGAGGAAGUUCCUACUGAAAAUAAUGUCUGUACACUUGAGGAGAACAACCAGCUGGGAUCCAGCCUGUGUGAUGAUUGUCCACCUGAAUGUGAACUGGGAUUUAGAGCUGCUAAAGGGAAUCACACAGGAGGGACUACGUUUCCCUGUGCUGACUGUGGGAAGACUUGCAGCUUUUUAUCACAGCUGAAAAGACACCAGCUUAUUCACACAGGAGAGAAACCGUAUCACUGCAGUGAGUGUGGGAGGAGUUUCACGCAGUUACAAAAUCUUAAACAACACCAGCGCGUUCACACAGGAGAGAAACCUUAUCACUGCACUGAGUGUCGGAAGAGUUUCACGCUGUUACAAAACCUUAAAACACACAUGCGGAUUCACACAGGAGAGAAACCUUAUCACUGCUCUGAGUGUGGGAAGAGAUUCACGUAUUUAAGUUCGUUGAAAAUCCACCAGCAGACUCACAGAAAAGAGAAAUCUUAUCAAUGUAGCGAAUGUCUGAAGAGUUUCCGUCACUUAACAAACCUUAGAAGACACCAAAAAAUUCACACUAGAGUUCUGUCAGUUACUGGGUCUUGAAGAACACAAGAGAAUUCACAGAAUUUCAGUGACUUGAGGCGACCUGAACACCAAAAGUACAUUUGACUAAAAUACAGAAAUAUUUACUGAAAACAAAGGAAUAAACUUGAUAAAUAGUGUUACUCCUAAUCACUUCAGAUCAAAAACUCACACUGACCGAUGGAACAUAUGAACUAAUACAUCUUGUUUGGAUCGUUCAUCAUCUUGUAGACUAUUCGGAUUUUGUUAUGUCGCAUUAAUAAGAUUGUAAUUGUGUCUGCAAGAUUCUACUUUUGUCUCAUGCACUGCUGAGCCUCUUAGUUUGAAAAUUAGGAUUAUUAUAAAUCCCCAUUAGUCUCCAGCUCUUUCAAGUCAAUGCUAAGCUUUGACCAAUCCUUAAUUUCAUACCUCAAAUAUAGUUGUGUUUUUGACAACCUCUGAAUGCAAUGUAACACCCCGAUAUACAGUUUUACAAUGAAAAUUGAACAACUGAGUUUAAUCUGUAACCUGAGAUUGAAUGUCACCCUUUUAGAAUUUUAAUUUAAAUAAUUUAAUUUAGUUUUAAGGGUUUUAUUUUAGAUCACAGCUAGUGGACACACAAAGGGACACUGUCUUAAAGUGUACAACUCGCUGGACAAAUCGUCUUCACAGUCUGCUUUACAAAAACCAUUUUAAAGAAAAACUUCAAAAUCUGAAAUAUUCCCUUCUUAUGUUGAGCUUUCCUGGUAUGAAAUGAAUCCAAAAUAAACAGCAAAGGCUGUGCUGCACUGUAGCUGUUCUGAGGAUGUGUUGCCUGUUCCCUUCAUGCUUUCUCAUUAAAAUGCUUCAAGAGAAACUAAAAAAUAACCAGAUUAAUAAAUAUAACAAGGCUCUGAAAUGAGUGUGGUGUUGAAAUAUAUUUCUAGAUUUAUAGUUAUGGGGUAAUGGGGAUUCUCCAGGUGUAACUGUUUGCCAGUCCAUGUUGGAGCCUGGCAGGUUCCAUAUGCGUGCUUCUGUUUGUCUUGUUGAUCUACAAUCAGUGCGAUUUGAUGGGGGAGGUGACAGAGAACGAAUGAAUCCUAGUUGACAAUCUCCCUCCCGACCUGUGGGGGCGCUGUGUAACAGGAACAGAGCGCCUCGUACUAGAUGGUUUGACAAUUCAUUCCAGGGUCAGUCGGAAGCCAGCCAUCCAGGAAUGGGGCGGAGUCACAAUGCCUGAAGUCAUCGCCCUAAAGCGAUACGCGAUGUGUCAGUCAUGGAUUGGAGGAGACGUGACUGGACUAGCUAUCGCAGGGGGGCGUGACUCGGGGUAUAACUGGGGAUGUGACGAUGUAACCUGUUCCUUUGAUGUGGUUAUGAGAAUGACCGAGAAAGGAAACGGACUGCGAAAAGUGUAUCGUGAGAGUUAAGUGUUUUGUUUGUUUGUGGAAACUAACUGUCUGUGUUUGUCACUGUUAGACGGCUAACACGAACCGGGAGCUGUCGCUACAGGCCAGCAUGGAGCCCGGACUACACUGCACGACUGUCACUGUAAUUGCCUUGCACCGCACCUAAACUCGAAGCGAUCGUGUCUGUGUUGUGUGUUGUUCUUUGUAUUAUUAUUAUUUCACUGAACCCCGUGGUUUAUACGCUGGCAAUACACAUUGUUGUGUAGAGCCAGCAUUGCUAUUUAAGAGUCUCAAGCACAAAAGAAAGAAAAUA